Messenger RNA from Drepanopeziza brunnea f. sp. 'multigermtubi' MB_m1, 846 nucleotides. RefSeq lists its product as uncharacterized. Gene Ontology annotation, biological process: acylglycerol catabolic process. The record is from RefSeq and is a predicted model, not a curated record. Gene Ontology annotation, molecular function: monoacylglycerol lipase activity. Gene Ontology annotation, cellular component: mitochondrion. NCBI's taxonomy places the organism in Eukaryota, Fungi, Ascomycota, Leotiomycetes, Helotiales, Drepanopezizaceae.
AUGCCGUUUAUUACGCAUCCCAGCGGACAGACUACUCACUACCUCGUCGACGACUUCACCGAUCCAUGGAAGCCGAAGGAGACUAUUAUCCUCCAGGGUGGGUUCGGACGGCACUCUGCGUUCUGGUAUCACUGGGUGCCUAUCUUGAGUCGGCACUACCGAGUCAUUCGGCGUGAUACUCGCGGUCACGGACUUUCGAGCUCUCCUCCGUUCCCAAGUACGGACUCUUCAUACGACUUCAGCACGGAUGGGAUCAUAGGAGAGAUCGUGGACACGCUGGACCAGCUCGGUCUAAAGAAAGUGCACUUCCUGGGCGAGUCCACAAGCGGCAUUCUCGGCUGUAUCCUCGCAGCGAAGCACCCGGACCGGCUCCUCAGCCUGACCAUCUGCUCGACGCCCACUCACCUCCCGCUCGGGGCGCAGAAACUCUUUGCGUUUGGCAAAUCCGACUGGCCCACGGCGUGUCUGGAACUCGGUUCGCGGGGGUGGGCGCAGGCCCUGUCGGAGGUUCCAGGCACGAUGCCGAGUCAGGAAAAGGGGUAUGCUGCCUGGUGGGUAGAACAGGUCGGGAUUUCGAAGGGCGAAGGCCUGGCGGGUUAUGCGAAUUUCCUCUGCUCAGUCGAUUGUCGACCGCAUCUGGCGCAGAUCACGGUGCCAACACUGAUCCUCGCUCCGAUGAGGAGUGCGGCAACCACGGUCGCAGAGCAGGAGUCCAUCCAGGCGCAGAUACGGGGGUCGGUGUUGGAAUUCAUUGAUGCUGCAGGUCACGAGAUCUACGUGCAGGAGCCGGAGAAAUGUCAACAGGCGUUCAUGAGCUUUCUUGCGGGACUUCCGCGGGGGGCGUAG